AUGGCCACGAGAUCCCCCCAAAACGUCACAGUGCUGAGGAGGAGCCCCCGGGGGGGUCGCCCCCCGCCUCAGCCCGGUUUGGGGGGGAUCAUCCCCCCCACCCCCACACCCCCAACAUGGGGGGGAGGAGGGGGCGGCCCGGGACCCCCACCCAUCAUUGUGGGGGGGCUGGUGGACAGCGGCACCCAGACCGACAUCAGCUUCGAGAGCCGCCUGGGGGGGGCCGAGCCGCCCCCCCUCCCCCAGGAUUAUUUCGAUCCCACGGAUUUGGGGGAGCCCGAGCGCCCCGAGGAGCUGGAAUAUGAGUUGGGGGAGGUGAACCCCAACAGCAUCGCAGCCAAGGACGGGCGGAUCCGGGAGGGCGACCGGAUCGUCCAGAUCAACGGGGUGGAGAUCCAGGACCGGGAAGAGGCCGUGGCCUUCCUGACCCGUGAGCAGCAAACCAACAUCUCCCUGCUGCUGGCACGGCCCGAGAGCCAGGUGGCAAAGCGAUGGAAGGACAGCGACCGCGAGGAUUUCCUGGAUGAGUUCGGAUCUGAUGAGGAGGGGGAGCUCAGGGGGGCCUGGACCCCCCCCGGGCAGCCGCCCAGCCCGGCCACGCCCGGAGGGGGCCGCGGGGCCGAGCCCGACAGCGGCGUGGGGCGCACGGACGAGUCCACGCGCAACGAGGAGAGCUCGGAGCACGAUCUGCUGGGCGAGGAGGCUGGAGCGGGAUUAGGAGCGGGGUUCCCGGGCUCGCCCUCGCCGCCGCUGCCCGCCCUGAGCCCAGCGGAGCUGCGGCGCUACCGAGCGCUGCGCGGAGCGGGAGCCGCGGGCAGAGCGGAGCUGGCGCGGCUGGAGGAGGAGCUGCGGCACCUGGAAUUCAAAUGUCGGCACCUGCUGAGGGCCCAGCAGCUCGAGAGGCUCCGCGAGCGAGGCCGCCGGGCCUGGCGCGACCCCCGCCCGGGGGUCGAGGGUCCUUUGGCCGAUAUCGCCGAAGCUCCGGAGCGCGACAGCACCAGCGCCUACAACAGCGGCGAGAGCUCCCGCAGCUCCCCGCUGCUGCUCCGAGCCGCGCUCGGACCCGCUCCCCCCGCGCCGCCGGCACCCCCGGCCGCCUCCAAAGCUUCUCGUGGCAAACGACCCGGUCGGGACCGGCUGCUUAAAGCGCGGGCGAUUAAAAUCCUGGAAGAACGCGGCGGUUCCACCGAUGAUGACGCGAGGAGCGAGUUGAAAACGGGGCGCUAUUGGAGCCGCGAGCAGCGCAAGCAGCACCUGGCGAGGGCUCGGGAGCAGCGCAGACGCCGGGAAUUGUUGCUGCAGGGCCGGGCAGAGCCCCAGGCCGGGCCCGGAGCGGCCUCGAGCAGCGCGGAGCCCCCGCAGCCCCCGCAGCACGGGCAGGGGUCGCGGCGGGGGCUGCGCAAGAGGAGCCGCCGCAUCCUGGAUAAUUGGGUGACGAUCCAGGAGAUGAUGCUGGCGCAGCACGGGGGGCGCCUGGAGCACCCGCUGCUCUCGGUCACCACCGUGUGACACCCGCG
Molecule: messenger RNA, 1517 nt
Organism: Sturnus vulgaris (Common starling)
Lineage: Eukaryota; Metazoa; Chordata; Aves; Passeriformes; Sturnidae
Source: RefSeq, a predicted model, not a curated record